AUGGUCGCGAAGCCGGUGUCUGGCGGCGUCUUCGCCACGGACAAGCUCACCGUGGACACGUCCGUCGGCGUCGUCCUCCCUUACGACGAUGCUUCGGAGGAGCGAGGAGGAGCACCAGCAGAAACAACAGCAACACCGACAGCCGGCAAAACAAACGAGCCAUCAACGCCAGGGAACAGCCCCUACGGCCAGACGCAGCGCGGCCUCUCCCCGCGGCACGUCCAGCUCAUGGCCAUCGGCGGGUCCAUCGGGACGGGCCUCUUCGUGGGCAUCGGCGGGGUGCUGUCCAAGGCCGGGCCGGGGAGCCUGCUGCUCGCGUACGCGCUCUGGGGCGUGCUCUUCGUGUGGCCGUGCAACCUGUGCAUCGCCGAGAUGUGCGCCUACCUGCCCGUCCGCGGGAGCAUCUUCGAGCUGGCGGGCCGCUUCGUCGACCCGGCGCUGGGCUUCGCCAUGGGCUGGACGUACCUGUACGCGGGCGUCAUGCUCGUGUGCGUCGAGUACAGCGCCGUGGCGACGGUGAUGCAGUUUUGGGCGAGUGACGUGAACCCCGCGGUGUGGAUCGCCGUGGCCAUGGUGGUGUGCGUGCUGCUCAACGUGGUGGCUGUGAAGUGGUACGGCGAGGCCGAGUUCCUCAUGGCGUCGACCAAGCUCCUGCUCCUCCUCUUCCUCAUCCUCCUCACCCUCGUCACCAUGUGCGGCGGCAACCCGCGCCACGACGCCUACGGCUUCCGGCACUGGACCGGCGGGCUCGCCAUGCAGCCGUACCGCGUGGAGCACCCCGUCGCGCUCGGCCGCUUCCUCGGCUGGUGGAAGGCCACCAUCUACGCGGGCUUCACCAUCUCGGGCCCGGACAUGAUGGCGCUCGCGGCCGGCGAGAUCCAGAACCCGCGCCGCACCAUCCCCCGCAUGGCGCGCCUCAUCUUCUACCGCCUCGUGGGCUUCUACGUCGUCGGCGUGCUCGCCGUGGGCGUCAUCUGCAGCUCGCGCGACGAGCGGCUCAUGGGCGCGGUGCAGGGAGGGAGCGACAGCGUCGGCGCGGCGGCGUCGCCGUGGGUUAUUGGCAUACAGAACUUGGGCAUCGGGGGGCUGCCUGACAUGAUUAACGCGUUUAUCCUGCUGUCGGGCUGGUCGUGCGGGAAUGCGUACCUGUACGCGUCGUCGCGGACGCUGUACGGGCUCGCCAGGGAUGGCCAGGCCCCUCGGAUCUUCCUGCGCUGCACCACCUCGGGCGUGCCUGUGUACUGCGUCCUCGCCGUCUCGCUCGUCACCUGCAUCACCUUCCUCGUGUCGUCGACGUCGGCCGUCUCCGUCUUCUACUGGUUCGUCGACCUCACGACCACGGGCCUCAUCGCCACCUACACGGCCAUGCUCGUUGUCUACCUGGGGUGGUACCGCGCGCGCCGCGCUCAAGCCAGAGACUCGUCCCUUGGCGGAAGCGCGCACCCGGCACACCCCUCACAACUGCCGUACGUCGCGCCCUUUGGCCCCUGGCCCGCGUGCGGCGCCCUCGCGCUCGGCUGCACGGCGCUGCUCUUCAUCGGCUUCGACGCCUUCGGCCCGUUCAGCGCGCAGGCUUUCGUCACGAGCUACUUUUGCCUGCCGUACAGCGCGGGCCUGUUUAUCUUCUGGAAGGUGUGGCGGCGGACGCGCCUGGUGAGCCCGCGCGAGGCAGACCUGCUGGCCGGCAAGGCCGAGGCGGAUGCCGAGUGCAGGGUUUGGGAGGAGGGCGGGCUGGAUGAGAAUUGGCGGGCGGUGCUGGCGGCGAUGCCGUUUUGGCGGCGGUGCUGGGAGCGCAUGUGGUAA
This is a messenger RNA of Purpureocillium lilacinum, 1803 nucleotides long. RefSeq lists its product as uncharacterized. Gene Ontology annotation, biological process: amino acid transmembrane transport. Gene Ontology annotation, molecular function: amino acid transmembrane transporter activity. Lineage: Eukaryota; Fungi; Ascomycota; Sordariomycetes; Hypocreales; Ophiocordycipitaceae. Gene Ontology annotation, cellular component: membrane. The record is from RefSeq and is a predicted model, not a curated record.